AGAGAUGACAGCAACACGAGUACCACAACGCCACCCAACACUUCCCAGAAAUGAGAAUCCGAAUUUUGAGCAUAGAAUUUCGGGUAAUGACCAAACAUGAACACUUGUUUCUUCAAAAAAACAUGCAAACCAUUAUCAACCGCUCUAUUAUUCAAACUCAAUCUCUCUCUCUCUCUCUCUCUCUCUCUCUCUCUCUGCAUUUCUUCACCACCCCUGUUCAGCUGCCUGAGAAUUCGAAUUCGAAUUCAUGGAAAAUGGCUCAGAACCUUCAACUCAUCCAUGCAACAAUGCCCAUGACAACGCUGAUGAAAAUUCAGAAGGGGAGUUUCUCACUAUUGGACACAGAAGGCUAAAUUCUGCUCCUUCUCUAUCUCUUGCUGAGGAAGACUUGAAAUCUUUAGAUAUGGAGGAAGAGAAAGAAGACGAGUCCUCCUCCCUAAGAAGAGUUUCUGAGGAUGACCGGGAAUCCGAAACAGCUUCUUCUAAGGCCAGCACCUCAGAUUCAGACGCUCAACAAAAUCAAAAAUCCGGUCAAUGGCGCGGGUUCUUCCGUAAAUUGAAAAAAGGACCAGCAGUGGGCUUGCAUACCUUCCAUCCUAGCAUACAUAACAUCAGAAUGCUUGCCACUAAAAAAAGCAGAAACGCAAGACAGAGCUUGCCUGUGCUGGAGGAACCAACUUUAGAUCCUGAAUUGUAUUGCUUCAAGUCAACCUGGAAGAAUUUCUCACUUCCAGAGCUUGAAACUGCAACCGAAAAUUUCAGCCGUGAGAAUGUGAUUGGGGAGGGAGGUUAUUCUGAAGUUUACAAGGGACAUUUGGAAGAUGGGCAACUUGUUGCAAUAAAAAGACUGACCAGGGGAUCCCCAGAAGAGAUGACUGCGGACUUCUUAUCCGAGCUUGGGAUUUUAGUCCACGUCAACCAUCCCAAUAUUGCUAAUGUUAUUGGGUAUGGGGUUGAAGGAGGAAUGCACCUCGUUCUUCAUUUGUCUCCCCACGGGAGCUUAGCAUCAUUGCUUACAGGUGCUAAGGAGAAACUAGAAUGGGGCAUCAGGUAUAAGAUUGCACUAGGCACAGCCGAGGGCCUUUCAUACCUUCAUGAGGGGUGUCAGCGAAGAAUUAUCCAUAGAGACAUCAAGGCUGCUAACGUUCUGCUUCGAGAGGAUUUUGAGCCUCAGGUUUCUGAUUUUGGGCUUGCAAAGUGGCUCCCAGAGCAGUGGACUCAUCUCACAGUAUCACAAUUUGAGGGCACAUUCGGCUACCUUCCUCCCGAGUUUUUCAUGCACGGAAUAGUAGAUGAGAAAACUGAUGUCUAUGCCUAUGGGGUACUAUUGUUAGAGCUAAUCACUGGACGCCUAGCUUUGGAUAAGUCACAGAAAAGUGUUGUGAUGUGGGCUAAACCUUUGAUUGCUAAGAAUAGUAUCAGCGAACUUGUUGAUCCAUCACUUGACGGUGUCUACAAUUCUGAGCAGUUGAAUUUUAUGGUCUUGACUGCUGCUUUGUGUUUACAUGAAUCUUCAAGUGAACGGCCUCAAAUGAGCAAGGUUAUUCGGAUGCUAAAAGGUGAUGAAAUAGGCGGUUUGGAAAGGGCAAAGAAGUUGCAAAGAAGGCCUGUCCUCAAGAGGACAUAUUCGGGGCACUUCGAUGCGGAAGAUUACAAUUUGACCAUGUGCUUCAAUGAAAAUCAGCCAUUGCAGAUUGCUCUUGAGCUAUGAAGACUUUUGUCAAAAACCAAAGUUUGAUGUCAAAAAUGAGUGAUUACAUGGCCAAUUGGAGCUUGCAUUCUUCCAUAAAAAGCUUGUUCAAAUAUGGGGUGUUGUUGGGUGGUGUCUCUGUGACAUCCUUGACGAUCAUGAAGGGACGAUAUGGUGUGCAAAUGGGCAGUGAAACCAAAAAGAGUGUAGCUGACUAAGUGGAAAGUUGAAUCCGAACUUGGUGCAGUUUAUUGGGAUUGUUUAUAUAUUUUUAUUUUAUUUUGGGAAUAUAUAUCGGUUUAUUUUGUGUAGUUUUUGUUUGUAACUCGUGGGAUAAAAAUAAUUUAUAUAAGUUGAAAA
This is a messenger RNA of Camellia sinensis, 2050 nucleotides long. Its product is annotated as receptor-like cytosolic serine/threonine-protein kinase RBK2. Gene Ontology annotation, molecular function: protein kinase activity; ATP binding. Gene Ontology annotation, biological process: protein phosphorylation. Lineage: Eukaryota; Viridiplantae; Streptophyta; Magnoliopsida; Ericales; Theaceae. The record is from RefSeq and is a predicted model, not a curated record.